AUGCGUGAGAGGUAUGAAAGGGUUCAAGCAGGUCUCGCAUCAGAUGCCACUGAAGGACCUGUCAGUCAAUCGCUCACCAAUCAGGACGCUGAAGCUGCAGAUGAGCAACUGCCUGCACCCGCAGACCGAGAGGUCGAGCCGCCCAAGAAGGUACUUGAUCCUAAGACAGGAAAAGAAAUUGAUCUUCCUGAAGGGGGUCGGUACUAUGAUUCGGGGGGUACUCUUGGUAGAAAGUAUGGAGGCACCAGAGGUUCUAAGAAGCCCGAAUCCAUUCCCUCAUACCUUUGGGUCAACAUGUCCAAGAAACAGAAGGAGAAGGCCAUUGUUGAUGAGGCACGCGAACAAGCAUUGCGUGAUAUGGAGACUCCUACCGAGGGUUCAGCCGGUAGCUCCUCUGCCGCCGCCGCAGCACCUGCUGCGAGCAAGGACCACUGGGAGGUCCGACUGAACGAAUGUAAGCUAAUACGCUAUCAUUAUGUUCCCAGAAGAGAAAUGUUCUCACCGGAUAUCACAGAUUGUCCGAUUGAACUAUCGCGCAUCUCUAAGCAACGGAGUACAACUAUCAUUCCCGUAGGUGGUGUUGAUGUCAUCCAUGAGGACGAUGAUUGGAAGAACGUUAGGAAGCGGAACAAAAAGACCAGUUUCAAGUGGAUCGGCAAGACUGAGUUCAUUCUGGACAGAAUCCACAGUCCCGCUCCUGACGGAGAUGGUAAGGAUGCAUUCCCUGCCAUGCCUACUGUACCUCAUGAGCCCGAGCAUCGUGAAAAGAUUUCCAGCAACCUUCCUGUCUCAGAGGACGAGGUACGAGAGCUGUUUGCUCUUGUCGCAAGGCCUGUUGGUCGCAGAGAAAUCCUCGAGGACCCGAAGGCACAGGCUGCCCUUGAUGUUGAAUGGAACAAAUUAAUGGUUAAGAAAGCCUGGGAUAUGGGAUCUGUUCGAGAAUGGAAAGACGUCAGUGAUGAAGCCAUUAAAAAGGGGAAAAAGGUUCAUGUUGGAAAAGUUUUUGAGAUCUGCGUGGAAAAGGGAAGUGAGCUUCCCAAAGGCGACCCACAACGAAAAUUCAAGGGUCGAACUGUGUUCCAAGGGAACAACGUCAAAGAUGAGAAUAGUGAUCAGGCUCUUUUCAGUGAGCUCGGAUCCAGUCCCGCCACGAUGGAGGCUGGGAAAGCACUUGACGCCUAUGGGCAUGCACCGGGCAACGACUGUCAGCAGGCCGACGGCAAACAAGCAUACACCCAAACCACGCUCAAGGGAAAGGAAACCUGGGUCAGGCUGCCGCCUGAUCGAUGGCCUCCAGCGUGGAAGGGAAAGUACAAAGAUCCUGUCGUGCGGCUGACGCUGGCACUCUAUUGGUGCGUCACCAUGUUCAGCCCAGGCGUGCACUCUAUGCCUUGCCGGCCUCUGAAGCCAAGCUUUGUGCCGUUGGUCAACACCGACUCACGGAAGUGA
This is a messenger RNA of Symbiodinium natans, 1449 nucleotides long. Lineage: Eukaryota; Dinophyceae; Suessiales; Symbiodiniaceae. The record is from the annotation of a GenBank genome assembly.